UAACACGCAUCGCAUAUAAAAUAGCAUCGCGAAUUUUGUACCCUACAUUUUAACGUAUUCAAACUCAGCGAAGCAUAUUCACCUGUAACGAAACCACAAAUCUUCUCGUCGUAUUAUAUAUACUUCUAAAAGCUUGUCAUUGGCAAUCAUUGUGCUCGAGAAUAGAUUGAGGAGAUAGGCACUUCUUGUUCUCUGCGAUACUUUGAGCCCGGACUUUGAGCACGCUUUGAGAAACCGCCGUGUCACUUUAUCGUUCUGUCCAAUAUUCCCACUGAUUUUUCAUCCACCGACGACAGGUAAAAAGUGAAAACUUUGAACCAUCAGGCAGACUUAUACCAGAAGAAUUCGUGUUAACCUUUCUGAGUUGUGACACGACAAGGAAUUACAUUCUUACAGUUUCGACACUAUGGAGAGUGGAAAGUCAUCAAAGGUCUCUGGAAUUAUCAAUACUGUUUCUCAUCUUGUUUUGAAGGAUAAACGAGCGAUCGAGAUGGGGAAAGAUCAUGCUGACAAAAUUGAGAACUGUUCAAAGCCAAAUCCCAUGGUACGCUAUGUCAUACGUCGAGGAAAGGUUGAAGACUGUUCUCAGAUCUCAGUACUUAUGAGGAAACUCGCAGAGAGUGAAGAUUAUGGAGAUCGGGUAGAAGUCUCUGAAGAUGAUCUUCGUCGAGAUGGGUUUGGCGAUAACCCUGUAUUCGAGAGCAUCGUCUUAGAAGACAAAGAGGCCAACGAGGAAUCGUCCAUCUUGGGUUAUGCCCUCUAUUUCAUGGGCUUCUGCUCAUGGAAGGGACGUCUUCUCUAUCUUGAGGAUGUCUACAUCAACUCAGAGUACAGAGGUACUGGGCUCGGCAUCGCUCUUCUACAUACAAUAGCCAAGAUUUCUGAGGAGAGAGGAUGCAAAGCUGUACAGGGUACUGUCGUUGAAUGGAACAAGGAUGUCAUGAAGCUGUAUAAACGGAUAGGCGCCACGGAUAUGACCGAAGAGGACAAAUAUCACCUAUUUGCCAUCGGCCGAAACGAGGUUAGCCGGUUUGCCAAGGCCCGGAUCCCUGUCUUGAAUAACGGAUCACAAAUUGUGACAUGUGACCUGUGACACUAUAUUGGAACUUAAAUUCUCGUAUUUCGGUUCGGAUUGUCAUGGUAGCGAACAGUGACACCGGUUCUUUUAUAACCGCGCACUCUAUACCAGAUAACCGAUUUGAACCGAACAUCUGAGCCAAAGCGCUGUGAUUUGCUAUGACGGAUUUUGUUCGGGUGUGCCGCCGACAUAUCAUGCCAACGAGGGAUAGGUGUCGUGGAAUCGGAUACCGGCACUCGGUCAUUAUACGAGACCGGUUUCCCGAUUGGACCGUCAAAUGCGCGUUUGAGUGACGUUAAAAGUAGACAAUCUGAAUGGAGAUUGUUAAAGAAUGGACUGCAGAGAAAGAGCUAUAUCCCGGUCCCGGAUCUAGGUGAAAUCACCGGAUUUGACUACAUCGGUUCUGAAACGAUAGCGUUCCCAUUCCCGCACGGAGUUGUAUUUUAAUUGAUAUGUAACCAAGUUGGGUUGAUUGUCAUUAAAACCCGGCUCAUCUCAGUCAGAAUUACGAUCAAGAACAGUAAGCCUUGUCGGGAAUCAAAUAUGUUGACCGUAACGUGUCAUCUAUACAAAUAAAACAACAAAAGUACGGAUCAUUGAUUACAACAGCAUUUUUUUAAUCACUUGCUUCACAAUUUCAUAAUUAUUAGCAUUUUAGCUUGCUUAGUGUCAUAGAGUGAUUAAUUCUCUGAUAUAGAUCAAGAUUUUUUAUAUUUGCUUUACAAAAAAAUGGAGAGUUGUCCCCAAAAUCAGCCAUUUUGAAGCAAGUUUGCCAAUUUGAGGAUCCCCAUACAAAGUACAAUAUGACUUUUUAAACGUCCCUAACUUGCUUAUUUCAAAACCGAUUUUGAUGAAACGUGUUGUAUAUUGAUCCUCUCAUUUUACUCUUUCCAAUGAGAUUGCUUUUCUUCUUGGCUUUUUGGUUUCCUUCAAGAGGAUAGUGUUUUCCAAAACAGUUCUGCGCGGAAACAGAUGAGGAAGUUGAAACUUGAAAAAAGAGAGCGCGGUAUUUUGUAGUUCAGUCGCAGAAUAUGGUCCGUACUCUGCACUUUGUCAAAAGUAUAUAUGUUAAUAUACAAAAGCUCCUGCAAGGGGUAGGCCUAUAGGCUCUAAAUUUUACGGAUUUCGAUUAAAUUACAUUAUGGUUAGUGACCAAACUAAUGCUGGAUAUUCAAAGAAAAUUAAGGGUAAACAAAUAAUUGUUUCUAUCAUAAUCAACAAAGUUCUAUAUACAGUCUUAAUAGGCUAACCGAAAGGCCUCAUCUACCUAUAUCUGGCCAGGUUCAUUUCCCAUACUGCAACAUUUUCAGCAGUGUAGUCUUUGAUACAGGCCCACUUAAACUGUAACCUACUAAUUCACUACUAAAUACAUUCAUAUUACAAUAAUUGUUACCAAACUGGUACAUUCUCCUCUCAAAUACAAUUAAAUGAAAAUACAAAUGAGUAAUAAAAUGAAAUUAUACGCUAGUAGAUCAUCUGUUUUACUACACUAAUAAGUUUGUAAAAAGAUAUAUUUGAAGACUAGCCAAUUAGAACAUACAGUCUAUGAGAGAUAACACAAAUGUUGUUCAGUUCGCUCCCCUUUGAAUUAAGAUGAAUGUUGUAAAGACUUACCAAUGAUGAUGUAAAUAAUUAUUUAUUCAUAGCCAUACCAUUUUACACGGGUUCUACUCGUGACAUUUUGUAUAUGCAUGAAUGUUGUAUAUUAUGUGUAUCUUGUAGAUUAUUUAUUGAAAUGUCUAUAUAUUUUAUUUUUAAGACAAUGCAAAUAAAUAAUAAAA
This is a messenger RNA of Lytechinus variegatus (green sea urchin), 2859 nucleotides long. RefSeq names its product thialysine N-epsilon-acetyltransferase-like. The record is from RefSeq and is a predicted model, not a curated record. Gene Ontology annotation, molecular function: N-acetyltransferase activity. The transcript has 5 exons. NCBI's taxonomy places the organism in Eukaryota, Metazoa, Echinodermata, Echinoidea, Temnopleuroida, Toxopneustidae. The coding region runs from base 407 to 1093 and encodes 228 amino acids.